This is a messenger RNA of Erinaceus europaeus (western European hedgehog), 2129 nucleotides long. RefSeq names its product syntaxin 7 (gene STX7). Gene Ontology annotation, cellular component: SNARE complex; membrane; endomembrane system. The coding region runs from base 168 to 956 and encodes 262 amino acids. Gene Ontology annotation, molecular function: SNAP receptor activity; SNARE binding. The record is from RefSeq and is a predicted model, not a curated record. Gene Ontology annotation, biological process: vesicle-mediated transport; vesicle fusion; intracellular protein transport. Lineage: Eukaryota; Metazoa; Chordata; Mammalia; Eulipotyphla; Erinaceidae. The transcript is spliced from 10 exons.
GCUGAGAAUUGUCUCUAAGGGUUGUGUAGGGCUGGUGGUUCUCUGCGGCCAGAGGAGGAGGAGGAGGAGGAGUUGGUUGAGGAGCGAGCCAAGGAGGCUGGGUGGCUGUUGGGAAAACUGCAUAGCCCACCAACAUCUGAUGAAACUAGUGAACAAGCAAAUCAACCAUGUCAUACACUCCAGGAAUUGGUGGUGACCCUGCCCAGUUGGCCCAGCGGAUUUCUUCCAACAUCCAAAAGAUCACACAGUGUUCUGUAGAGAUACAGAGAACUUUAAAUCAACUUGGAACGCCCCAAGAUUCUCCUGAAUUAAGGCAACAGUUGCAACAGAAGCAGCAGUACACUAACCAACUUGCAAAAGAGACAGAUAAGGACAUUAAAGAGUUUGGAUCUCUGCCCGCCGCCCCCAGUGAACAGCGUCAAAGGAAAAUACAGAAGGAUCGCUUAGUGGCUGAAUUCACAACAUCACUGACCAACUUUCAGAAAGUCCAGAGGCAAGCUGCUGAGAAAGAGAAAGAUUUUGUUGCUCGAGUCAGAGCAAGUUCCAGAGUAUCUGGUGGUUUUCCUGAGGAUAGCUCAAAAGAGAGGAAUCUUGUAUACUGGGAAAGCCAAACUCAACCACAGGUGCAGGUGCAAGAUGAAGAAAUUACAGAGGAUGACCUCCGUCUUAUUCAUGAAAGGGAGUCUUCUAUUAGGCAACUUGAAGCUGAUAUUAUGGAUAUUAAUGAAAUAUUUAAAGAUUUGGGGAUGAUGAUUCAUGAACAAGGAGAUGUGAUAGACAGUAUAGAAGCCAAUGUUGAAAAUGCAGAGGUGCACGUUCAACAAGCAAACCAGCAGCUAUCAAGGGCAGCAGACUAUCAGCGCAAAUCCAGAAAAACCCUGUGCAUCAUCAUUUCUAUCCUUGUCAUCGGAGUUGUAAUUGUCAGUCUCAUCAUAUGGGGCUCAUUGAAAAGCUAAAAUUAUGAAGAAGCAUAUUGUUGCACAACACUGUCUAAAUUAUGUAGGACGAUUCCUGUAAUCACUUUUAAUUAUUAUCUUAAAAUUACUACAUAAAGAAUGACUCCCUUUGUUAUUUUUAUGGGGGGGGGCUCAUUUGGAUUAAACUGGAUAUUUUUGAAUACUGCAAGUUUUCCAGAAUGUCACUGCUGACGUAGUUUCCCUGCUUUAUGAUCUAAUAACUGUUUAGAUUAUGCCCACACUGCAUACACCUUUUCAUUCAUAUUUAUUUUUUCUGUUGACUUCAUUUUUAGAAUUAAUCAACUUAAAAAUAAUGUGCAUUCUGUGUGCAGCAGUGUUUCUUUCAUAGUCUAACAUGCGCAUAGCUGGAUUUUUGUUACUUCAGUUAGGCAUCUCAAAUUUUAUCUUGAGUGAACUGAGGAAGACUACUCAGUAACUUAAAAGAAAAUUAAUAUAUCUGUUCUGUUUGCAUACUUGUAUGUUUUCUAUUUCAUAGUGGUAACCUGCUUAGCCUUUGUUGUUGGUUUUCUCUUAUGACUCUUGUCUAAUCUGAAUGGAAUCACUGAAUAACUUUCUAGUAUAUCACAUAUUCCUGUUGUAUAUAUUAUGCAUUUACUGUUGAUUGCCCUGUAAAAAUACUAAGGAUUGUUUUUACAUAGGUUCUGUUUAGUUGGAAAUGUAUAGUCCCCAUAAAUGUUUAAUGUCAUUUGAAGAAAGAGUAUGAUAGAUCAAUCCUGUUGUUGCACAAUUAUUAUGAUGGGAAAUCAGUUGCCUUCCUUUAUGUGCUAUAGAAUAAUGGUUAUAUGUGUAUUCUUGGAUCAAAAUUACUUUGGGAAGUAACUUUCCCACAAUUGCUAUUUUUGAACACUUAACACUUAAAAUGUAGUGUUUACCUUGCAUAUGUUUUAUACCAUCAUUCAUUAGAAAAAGAAUUGGAUGUUUGCCAAUUCACUGACUUGCCUUUUUAAAAUUAAUGUCUAAUGUAUUAACCUGAAUCUGUAAAAAGGGUUACUUCAGUUUAUAGUUUGUAUUUUAUAAUGUUCUUAUAUAGCCAUUUGAUAGUGAAGGCAAUGUUUUACUUGACAAACAAUGAUACUCCAAAUGGGAACAAACAAAAUAUUAAGUAACUAAGAAUGUUGUAUGUUUGCAACUGAAAUAAAGAUUUUAAAAAUA